Agrilus planipennis (emerald ash borer) is the source of this 2645-nucleotide messenger RNA. RefSeq names its product actin-related protein 6 (gene Arp6). The record is from RefSeq and is a predicted model, not a curated record. The transcript has 9 exons. Gene Ontology annotation, cellular component: Swr1 complex. Gene Ontology annotation, molecular function: nucleosome binding. Lineage: Eukaryota; Metazoa; Arthropoda; Insecta; Coleoptera; Buprestidae. Bases 169 to 1968 code for a protein of 599 amino acids.
GCUCAUUAUGUUAAGACGAAGAAAACUGGUAUCAGGAAAAAAAGCAAAAAUUUGUACGAUAAAUGUAUGAAUUCUUAAGCAGUAGGAGCAAUUCAAUGAAAUGAUUGUUGAAUAAAAUUCGAGGAUAGAAUAUCUUUCUUACAUAUACAUAGUUAAUACAAUUUUGUAAUGUUUGGAACAAGGAAAUAUAGUGGUGAGGGCUUUAGCACCUCAAGAAGAGACUCACAAACUACAGAAUUCAAACCACAUAUGGCCAAUAGAAAAUAUGAAAGACAUAAAUCUAAAAGGCUGAAACAGGACGAAAACCCUUUACCAGGAACCAGUAGAGCCACCAAAAGCAAAUUAAGGACUGAAAAAAUUUUCAAUGUGCCUGUAUACAUACUUGAUAAUGGAGGGUAUUCUGCUAAAGUUGGAUUAUCUACCAAAGAUACUGCAAAUGUAGUACCCAAUUGUAUAAUGAAAGUUAAAUCAGAAAGAAAAAGGUUUUUUAUUGGAAAUCAAAUAGAUGAAUGUUUGGACUUAUCUGGUUUAUAUUACUUAUUACCUUGUGAAAAAGGAUAUGUUACAAAAUGGAAUGUUCAAAAGCCAGUUUGGGACUACAUUUUUAAUAAUGUAUGCCCCAUUGAAGAAAAUCCUGUAAUUAUGACACAACCCCCUUUUAAUUUUAAAGCAAUACAAGAAAUUACAGAUGAAAUAUUUUUUGAAGAAUAUGAAGUAAAGGCAAUUUACAGGGCAAAUCCAACGGAUUUUGCUUACUAUCAAUACAAUUGCAAUGCUAAAGGGGACAAAGUUCCUUGUAUAAUCAUAGACACAGGCUUCAGCUUUACUCAUGUAAUACCAUACAUAGAUGGUAAAAAGUACUACAAAGCAGCCAAACGUAUUGACAUAGGUGGAAAGCUUUUAACAAACUACUUAAAAGACAUUAUAUCAUAUAGACAACUGCAUGUGAUGGAUGAAACAUACAUAAUAAAUCAAGUAAAAGAAGACUCCUGUUAUGUGUCUUUAGAUUUCAAAGAAGACAUGAAAAUUGCCGGACUACAGGGUGAAUCUAACACAAUUAUUCGGAACUAUGUCCUACCUGACUUCAACAAUAUCAGAAGAGGUUACGUACAAAAGCCCGAAGAUUCUUCGGUUCCUGAAGGAUGUCAAAUUCUUCGUCUAAAUAACGAAAGAUUUACUGUACCUGAGCUUCUAUUUCACCCGUCCGAUAUAGGAAUGGACACCAUGGGGAUAGCAGAGGCCGUAGUUAAAUGUAUAUUUAAUUGUCCAGAAAAAUAUCAGUCCCAAUUGGCCCAAAACAUUAUUGUUAUGGGGGGUAAUGCCAGUUUUGAAGGCUUUGGAGAAAGACUUUACAAAGAAGUUAGAUCUUAUUUGCCAGAUCAUUGGAAAGUUAAUGUUUACAAACCUGAGAAUCCUAUCACAUACGCUUGGCUUGGGGCAAAAUCAAUGAGUGAAGAUCCCAAGAUUAAAUCUCUACUGGUUACUAAGGAACAAUAUGAAGAGCAUGGACCACAUUUUACAUAUGAACGAUUUAGUGAUUGGUUGCAAGCAAAAAAAGAAGAUCUAGACAGCUCUCCUAUGGUUGAAGUUAAACCUACCACCGAAAGUGUUCUUUUAAAGGCAAAUUUUUCUAGGAAAGACUUGUUCGGCAAAUACGAUCCUGAUUUAGAGGAAAAUUCUAAUAAUGAACAGAAAAGUGAAAUUUUGGAUACAGGUUUUUCGGUUUUUACUAAUCCUAAUGAAAGUAAAAAUAUCACAGACGAUACGAGUAGAAGUAGUAAAAGUUCAGAUAUAAUAUCAGAAGGUGCUUCUCAAAGUGUCUCAAGUGAUUCAGCAAAUAAAAACUUGGACUCUGAGGUGUUUAUAUGCAACACAGACGAAAACAGCUCUUGUACAAAUGCAUACCCUUCAGGAUUAAAUAUGUUAGAUACCUACGAUUUUGAUAUUUUCAAUCAAGGAUUUGUUUAAUUUAAUCAAUUAUUUUUCUAUUCGACUAAUUUAUUAAUCUGAAUAAAUUUUUUUACUAUGCUUUGUUUUGAUGCAUAUAUAUGUAUAUUGCAUGUAAAGCAAAGAUCUUAUGAAGAAGAACAUAUCAAUUGUAAAACAGUUUAUUAUUUUAAAUCUUCGGAUAAUGAAUUGUUAUUUGUAAGUUACAGUACGAAUUUUAAAUAGCUGGGCCUAUCAAAAUAAAAAGCUUAUACACAAUAUACAGAAGAUAUUUACAGACUUCUACGUGACAAAUAGUUAAAAAAUAUGAUAAGAAACUACAAAUUAUUUUUUUUAAAUAUUUAUAUAUAAUAUGCAACAAAGACGGUGUGUAAAUGUCAUUUCUGUAAAAUCAGAAACAUAAAACUACCAAUCGUAAAACAUCCGAUUCUUUAAAAAUAUUAUGGGAUGUUGAUUAUUAAUACACGUCAAAUGACCGAUAAAUAGAAAAAAUUGAUUUAAUUAAAGGUCCCAAUUUAGUUCACUUUAUAAUAAAUUAAACGCGUGUUACACUUUUUCAUUGUUUUAAAAUGUAAGUAAAUGUCAUACAAUUACAUAUUUAAACUAACACCCCAUUCUUUAAAUAUAUCGUAGUUAACAAUUAAAAGAAAAAAAAAAUGAGAAAAUUCGGAAUUAAUUUACCGCAGUACAUUCAUAAA